AUGUCUCACUAUUUUAGUCUGGAUAUGAAGGGCUACUAUGUAUCCGGAGAUUCCUUAACAGUUCCUUCUUCGAUUGCUGCAACGCUUACCGACCAUCAGCUGAAACAGAGUGCAUCAAUGGCUACCAAUGUUUCUUUGCAAAGGAAACGCGGAUGUUUUUAUUUGUCAGCAGCUCUAGCUUCGAUGCCCACAGAGACAGUGGUUACUCCUCACCUUGCUGAUUAUCUUGAACAGGUAAUUGAACCGUUACCGAUUUCGUCUGGGGCCACGGUCACUUCCGUACAAUCAGCAGACCCACAGGAAGGUGUAGCGCAUAUCGUCGGAAUGGACACUAGCGCUCUCCCAAUUGAUGUUCUUGUUUUCCUGACGGUGCAAAGCAGUACGAUCAGAUUCGAUGGACAGCAGCAGGUAUGCAAAGCGAUGUCUAACAAGGGAAGGAAG
Molecule: messenger RNA, 441 nt
Organism: Cylicostephanus goldi
Lineage: Eukaryota; Metazoa; Nematoda; Chromadorea; Rhabditida; Strongylidae
Source: the annotation of a GenBank genome assembly